AUGGAGUGCAAAUUUUUACUACUUUGUAUUAUUCUGUCAGUCAAUCAUGAGUUGUACCUUGUAAAUUUACAUCCAACCACUAGUACAGAUGGUGGUAUUAUUCGUCAUCGAACUAAACGAUGGGCACAUUAUGAAGUACAUAAAUGUGGUCGGAUAAAAGGCUACAGUUGUCUAGAGCAUCGUCAUUGUUAUGAACGUUAUCUACGUCAUGAUAUGGUUUGCUUUGAAGUUUAUCCAUGCUUGAGUUCAUGUAUAUUCACUGCUCAGCUUCAAGAUCCUGAAAAGCUGAAUGAACAGAUCAGAAAAUUAUUAUUAGACGAUGUCUCAGUCAAUGAUCGUAAUGAUUCAAUAAAUUAUGUACGUGAACAAACAAAAAAAUUGGCGAAAGAAUUAAAUUUAACUUUACCAAUGUAA
Molecule: messenger RNA, 414 nt
Organism: Trichobilharzia szidati
Lineage: Eukaryota; Metazoa; Platyhelminthes; Trematoda; Strigeidida; Schistosomatidae
Source: the annotation of a GenBank genome assembly